CGCGACCGGCGCCGUGCGCGCUGACGCCGGCGGCGCUCCGUCCCAGCAUGCAGUGCGCUCCUGAAGAUGGCGGAAGGCGGCGCGGCGGAUGUGGAGACGCAGAGAGGAGAGAUCGCGACGCUCCUGAAGACGCCGCUGCGCAGAGCCGACACCUGGUACCUGGUGGACAGCCGCUGGUUCAAGCAGUGGAAGAAGUAUGUGGGCUUCGACAGCUGGGACAAAUACCAGAUGGGGGACCAGAGCGUCUACCCCGGGCCCGUGGACAACUCCGGCCUGCUCACAGACGGGGAUGUUCUGGGUAUCCGGGAGCACCUGAUUGAUGAGCUCGACUACAUCUUGCUGCCGGCUGACGGCUGGAACAAGCUGCUGAGUUGGUACGGCCUCAAAGAGGGACAGCAGCCCAUCGCUCGCAAGGUGGUGGAGCAGGGCAUGUUCGUCAAGCACUGUAAGGUGGAGGUCUACCUGACCGAGCUCAAGCUGUGUGAAGACAGCAACAUGGAGAACGUCAUCUCGCGCCGCUUCAGCAAAGCCGACACCAUAGACAGCAUCGAGCGUGAGAUGAGGAAGCUUUUCAGUAUCCCGGACGAGAAGGAGACGCGGCUCUGGAACAAGUACAUGAGCAACACCUUCGAGCCGCUCAAUAAACCAGACAGCACCAUUCAGGACGCAGGCCUCUAUCAGGGACAGGUUCUAGUGAUCGAGCAGAAGAACGAGGACGGCUCGUGGCCCCGCGGCUCCUCGGCGCUCAAGUCGUCUGGUGCUUCCUCUCUCUCUGCUUUACCAAAGAUCUGCCCUUCAUCUCUCACAAACAAUCAUAACAGCAGCUUCAGCGGCCGCAACGUGAAGAGCUCCAGCUACAGCCUGCCCUCCUACCCUCCCUACAGCAGCUACGAGAGCUCGGAUCAGGGCCGGCGCUGUGAGAGAGAGGGCCUCUGCGGCCUGUCUAACCUGGGCAACACCUGCUUCAUGAACUCGGCCACACAGUGUCUGAGCAACGUCCCGCCCCUCACCCAGUACUUCCUGAAGGACCGGCACCAGGUCGAGCUGAACCAGGACAAUCCUCUGGGCAUGAAGGGAGAGAUCGCCAAGGCCUACGCCGAGCUCAUCAAGCAGCUGUGGUCGGGCAAAUACAGCUACGUCACUCCGCGGCCCUUCAAGACUCAGGUGGGACGCUUCGCUCCUCAGUUCUCAGGCUAUCAGCAGCAGGACUCUCACGAGCUUCUGGCCUUCCUUUUGGAUGGACUGCACGAAGACCUCAACCGCAUCCGCAAGAAGCCCUACAUCCAGCUGAAGGACGCCGAUGGCCGGCAUGACAAGGUUGUGGCAGAGGAGGCCUGGGAGAACCACAUCAAGAGGAACGACUCCAUCAUCGUGGAUAUCUUCCACGGCCUCUUCAAGUCCACUCUGGUGUGUCCCGUGUGUGCCAAGAUCUCAGUGACCUUUGACCCCUUCUGCUACCUGACGCUGCCUCUGCCAAUGAAGAAGGAGCGGACGCUGGAGGUGUAUCUGGUGUGGCUGGACCCGCUGGCUAAACCCACUCAGUAUAAGCUGACGGUUCCUAAAGUGGGCAGCAUCUCUGAUCUGUGUGCAUCUCUUUCGAUUCUGUCGGGCGUCUCGGCUAAGAAGAUGAUCGUGACGGACAUCUACAACCACAGGUUCCACCGGAUCUUCAGCAGCAACGAGAACCUGAGCAGCAUCAUGGAGCGGGACGACAUCUACGUGUUCGAGGUGUCCGUCGGCCGGCUGGAGGACACACAGCACGUUCUGAUCCCCGUCCACCUGCGGGAGAAGUACAAGCAGUCGGGCUUCAACCAAACCAGCACGCCGCUGUUCGGCCGGCCCUUCCUGCUGAGUGUGCCACGCUCCAUCAGUGAGGACAAGCUCUACAACCUACUGCUGCUGCGCCUCUGUCGUUUCAUUCGUUCGGCUGCGGAGGACGAGGAGUCGGUGGAGACGCUCUCUCCCAAGCAUCCCUCCAUCAACGGCAGCGCCACCAACGGUAUAAUGGAGGAGGGCUCUCCGAGUGAGAUGGAGACGGACGAGCCGGACGAGGAGUCCAGUCAGGACCAGGAUCUUCCGUCGGAGAAUGAGCGCAGCCCGUCGGAGGACUCUGUGAGAUCAGAGCACGAGCUGGAAAAUGGCCUGGUGCCCUCCGAGAGAAAGAGGCUCUUCACGCUGCACUUCAACAACAUGGGCAAGAGCGACUUCAUCCAGGGAGAGGUCCGCUUCGACGAGGACCACACGCGGCUCAGCGAUAGGUGCUAUCUGUCUCUGGACUGGGAGCCCGACGUCAAAAGGAAGUACUUCAACGAGGCCACGGCUGAGGACUUCGAUAAGCAUGAGAGCAUGGAGUACAAGCCACAGAAGAAGAGCUUCUUUAAGCUGAAGGACUGCAUCGAGCUCUUCACCACCAAAGAGAAGCUGGGAGCAGACGACCCCUGGUACUGCCCUCACUGUAAGCAGCACCAGCAGGCCACGAAGAAGCUGGACCUGUGGAGUCUUCCUCCGGUGCUCGUGGUGCAUCUCAAGCGCUUCUCGUACAGCCGCUACAUGAGAGACAAGCUGGACUCUCUGGUGGACUUCCCCCUGCGGGAUCUGGACAUGUCUGAGUUCCUGAUCAAUCCAAACGCAGGGCCAAGCCGCUAUGACCUUAUCGCUGUCUCUAACCACUAUGGAGGAAUGGGAGGAGGACACUAUACCGCGUACGCCAAGAACAAGGAGGAUGAGAAGUGGUACAACUUUGAUGACAGCAGUGUGUCGCCGGCCAGCGAGGAGCAGAUCGUGUCAAAGGCGGCCUAUGUGCUCUUCUACCAGCGGCAGGACACGGUCACGGGCACGGGCUACUUCGCUCUGGACCGCGAGACUCCUGAAGAGACGCCACAGGAUGAGCCCAGCGCUCAGAGCGAGGAGGAGGAUGAGGAAGAGGAGGAUCUGAACGACAACCAGCGGGAGGAAGAGCCCGGUCCUGGAGAAAACAUGAGCACUAACUGAGCUGAGAGCCAAAGCAGACGAAUGUACAGAACUGCGCUUGCUUUGUCUGAAUGGAGGAGAAUGUUCUCGCACAAUCACUGCGUUAGUUUUAGUGUGUCUGCGGCGUCGAGACUCUGUGCGAUCUGUCCGUGUCCUUCACCUCAGCCUUAACGGAGUCUCAGACCGCUGCCUUUUUUUUCGCACAGAUCUCACUGUCCGCUCGUCACAGACACACAGUUUCCUGCUUCGCCUUCGGUUUGAUGAAUGUUUUCCGUCGGUUCUUCCUGCCACGGCUCGAGCUGACUGACUGCUGCGGUUCAUAAAUACUGUACAUAAGAGUUCACUCUGUGAGUGCACAUUUGAUAAAUCUAUUUAUUAAAGAGGAGGGCAGAGCGUGGCUUCGGUCGAGGGCCGGAUCCAUCUACAGGACUCCCAGUCUCCGGAGGGUUUUUGUAAAUCCAACUGAGGUCCUUGCAUGAUUCGGGGAUUUCCUUUAGCUGCACUUGAGUUCACUUUGGUUUACAGAAUGAAAUGUGCAUGUGUAUUUAUAUAUGGACUUCAAUAAAUUUGACUAAAGUCUG
This is a messenger RNA of Puntigrus tetrazona (Sumatra barb), 3551 nucleotides long. RefSeq names its product ubiquitin carboxyl-terminal hydrolase 15-like. Gene Ontology annotation, molecular function: cysteine-type deubiquitinase activity. Gene Ontology annotation, biological process: protein deubiquitination. The record is from RefSeq and is a predicted model, not a curated record. The transcript is spliced from 21 exons. Bases 67 to 2991 code for a protein of 974 amino acids. Lineage: Eukaryota; Metazoa; Chordata; Actinopteri; Cypriniformes; Cyprinidae.